This is a messenger RNA of Helicoverpa armigera (cotton bollworm), 1242 nucleotides long. RefSeq lists its product as uncharacterized. The transcript is spliced from 5 exons. Gene Ontology annotation, cellular component: cytoplasm. The coding region runs from base 184 to 885 and encodes 233 amino acids. The record is from RefSeq and is a predicted model, not a curated record. Gene Ontology annotation, biological process: lipid metabolic process; response to reactive oxygen species. NCBI's taxonomy places the organism in Eukaryota, Metazoa, Arthropoda, Insecta, Lepidoptera, Noctuidae.
UCGAAGCUGACUCCCGACAUACUAAAACGUUUUAAACUUAAAUAAGUCACAUAACUCAAUAAAUUAUUGACAGUUCUUAAUAAAUAAAUCAAAUAACUCAAUAAAUUAUUGACAGUGUUCAAUAAAUAAGUGAAAAAGUGUUCUAAUAUUUUUCAUUUUUAAAAUAAAAAUAAAGUUUUAAAUAUGGCAAAAGUGUUGUAUUUGGUGUUGUUCUCGAUAUUGGUGCAUAUGAAUUCAGCAAAGUAUGUGGAUAAAAGGAAAUGUCCCGAAGUGAGGGCGGUGCCGCAUUUCGACUUGCCUCGGAUGCUGGGAGACUGGUUUGUAGUGGAAUAUUAUGCGAGUGCUGAAGAGGCUCUCUCGUACAGCUGCAUGAGAGCAGUUUUCACCGAAGACGACCACGUUCCCACCGCAGAUGGUUCGAUAGAAUUCACGCCAGGAGUGACAAUGAACUUCACGUACCGUUUUGCCGAUGAUCCUCUAGGAGAGAACUUACUGGGUAAUAUCACGUGGCGGGUGGACUUGAACGAGCCCGCACACUGGACGCAUGCUGAGAAAACUUACGACGGCAUAUACAACACAUACGUGUUAGACACUGAGUACAAGACCUGGGCCCUGCUCCUCCACUGUGCCGAGCAGACGGAGGGCGCGCGCUACUUGAGCGCGUUUGUCCUGUCACGGACCACCACGCUGCCUAAGAACGUGAUGGCUUACUUGAGAGAUAAGUUGCCGAGAUACGAUGUAGACAUCAACUACGUAUUCCCGAUUCCUCAUAAGGAUUGUUCCACCAAACCGCCAAGGUUUGACUACUCACCAAUCCUCGUAGAAGUCGGCAGCAAGGUACCCAAGAAACCAGGAGUCUCCUACAAAGUAGCCUUUGGUCAUUAAGUCGUAAGAAGAAAAAAAUUUAAACUAUUGUAAAGAAAAACAGUCAUAGAUUUUGUUUUGAUGUUCAACUAUUUAUAUUUGUAUAAAUAUGGAAGCCGAUCUUUUUUUGUCUCGAUAGGUCCCUGCGGCAUACUUAGUAAGUUUAAUAUCUCAUCUUAACAAUAAGGGCUUACAAUAAUUCUAUGCAAAAAUUAGAAUAUUGCGAGUAAAAAUAUAUUAUGUGACCAUAAAGUGCCUUGAAAGCUUCAAUGACAUAGAGAAAGAAAGUAUUUAUUAAGAAUUUGAAUAUGUAUAUUACUAGGUGUAUAAAGUAAAGCAAGGUUUUAACAUGAUGAAACAAUAAAAUAUAUUUUUGAA